GUCUCGUACCAAGCUCACCCUUCUUCCUCAUCAAUCAGCAUCUCGGAAAACAAACCAUGGCCAAAAUAAUCGCAAGUUUUGUACUGCUCUUUCUAGUUUUCAUAGCCACCACAACUACACUAAUCAAAGCUCAGGCAACUAAACAGUGCGAGUAUGAAAUGAUCAUAAACACCGGGAUAACCAGAGGGCCAAAUUACAAACUCGGCGUUGUACUCGAAGCGAUCGGCGGUGCCAGUAUCAACACUAGUAACAUUGUUAAGAAUUGGGGCGCUAUGGGUCGAGGGUAUACGUACUUUCUACCCAAUUCAUCGGAUAAGUUUAGAACCAACUUACCUUGUAUGGUGGCUAAUUUCUGUUGGAUUGGGAUCAAAGGGAAGAAAGGAGAAUUGAAUCCCCACUGGUAUUUAAGUAAUGUCACCGUUAGCACAAAAGGCGACGGCGGUAUCAAUCGUUUGAAAACUUUCAGUUUUGGUAGUGGAAAUGAGAUCGAUAUCAUCUAUCCUUAUGCUAGUGAUGGAGAAUGCCCAUAAAUUUGCAAUUCGAUUCAGUUACUAGUUGUAAGCUGGUUCUAGAUAGGAACCGGAGCAAGACCAUCUUUUAUGUGAAGGGAUUAUUAUAUAAACCCCAAUAUAUGUAUGGACUGAAUUGCUUAAAAAAAUAUGAAAUAAAAAACGUUAGAAAAUUAUAUAAAAAAAAUUACGAAAGUGAAA
Papaver somniferum (opium poppy) is the source of this 710-nucleotide messenger RNA. RefSeq lists its product as uncharacterized. Gene Ontology annotation, molecular function: protein binding. NCBI's taxonomy places the organism in Eukaryota, Viridiplantae, Streptophyta, Magnoliopsida, Ranunculales, Papaveraceae. The transcript is spliced from 2 exons. The coding region runs from base 57 to 530 and encodes 157 amino acids. The record is from RefSeq and is a predicted model, not a curated record.